AUGCGAGCUUCCUCUACGGGGAACGGGCAGCGAUUACAAGGCCAGCGUGGGAUGUAUGAGCUAGUCCUAAAUAAGGCUAGGGUGUCCCAAAUAAGACUAGCGCACAACCGAGAGAGAGGUCGGCUAGAUCACGUGCAGCACGCGGAGUGUGACUACCGGUCAAGGCCGGCUGCUAAUAACAUGUUAGGGAUUCCCCAGAUGGCCCCUAUGGAAUUGCAACUCGUCCCUUUACGCCCAGGUGCCAAGCAACUUACCAAAAGCGGAUUAAACCCGAAGAAGGUAUCUUCACGUGAUCUGCUGACCUCAUCCACAAACCAACCACCAACAUCACCCUCACUUCGGCAGGGAACGAUCGGUAAACGUCGUCAAAACGUCAAGCAUCAACCAUCACCACGUCUACCAUUGACCCGAGUUACUACCUCAGUUGCCCAGUUCAACCUCUACACCUUCGCAGCCAUGGUGUCCAGAACCCUCCCCAGAAUGGCCGGAUUCGUCUUCCGCGAAAACCGUGUUCCCUAUUACCAGCGUCUCUUCCAGAGACAUGACGGCAAGCGCAUCUGGCAAAAGUCCCAUCGCAGCCCAUACCUCCUGUAUCCAUACUACGUUUCCCUCUUUGGCUCCUUCGUGGCAUCUUUCUAUGCCAUGUCCCGAACAGUCCUUGGUUACAAAACCUGGUUCUAA
Paracoccidioides lutzii Pb01 is the source of this 681-nucleotide messenger RNA. RefSeq lists its product as hypothetical. The record is from RefSeq and is a predicted model, not a curated record. The transcript has 6 exons. Bases 1 to 681 code for a protein of 226 amino acids.